UUCAUUAGACAUUUAUAUUAUAAAGCGACAAUAACUCAUUUAUUGCAUUUAAUAACGUGUACCUUUAACAAGUGGUCAAUUAGAAGAACGAUUUAAAAGUUAUUAGCAGGUGAUAAAAUUUACAUUUCAACUGCCAUCAUUAUCGACUAUUACUAAAAUAAUUAGGAUGUCUUAUUUGUUUUCAUCCUUGUGUUUAUCAUUUUUGUUGUGCUCGUUCAUAGUGAUUCGUGCGAAACCAUUAGAUAAUGAAAUGUUGCAAACCAACGAAUUACAAAAUCAAGACAUCAAUACAGCAGACUCUGUUGCACUGAAUUUACCUGUCAUCACAGACAAGAACAUGUUUUUGCUACCAAAGGCUCUCAGUGGAGGAGACAGCUUUACUGUACAAGGAUUGAUACAGGAUAACCCAAAAAUGGUGACAAUUUCUUUGAUAGGAGGAAUCCAAGCACCUGAUUAUGGAAAUAUUAUCUGUAAAGUUGAUGUGGAAUUUUCUAAUGGUGAAGAAAAUAUGACAAUUAGUCAAGUAACUAAUGGAAUUAGCGAAAUUGUGCAACAGUACUCUGGAACUGAAGUUUUAAAUGGCAGUGAUGUGAAAAUACAGUUUCGAGCAAGAAAAGAUGAUAUGUUGCAUUUAUAUUCAAGUUUUUCAUCUUUUAUAGGUGAAAUACCAUUAAAUUUAAAUAUCAAUAAUGCAAAAUACAUGUCAUUUGGUGGAGAUUUGAAAAAAAUCACAGAAUUAAAAUUUGAAUUUGUUUGAAAAUUGCUAUGUUUGCAAAUGCAUUUUUUGUUAGCUGUUAACUCACAGAGACUAAUUAUCGUGAAAUGUGUAUGCAAGAUAUAUUUGUACGCCAUUAGUUGUAGAGUUAAAACACCAUCAUGGAAGCUUUGUUGACUGUUAUUUGUUUGAUGGUGAGCAUGUUUGAUUAGUUAUAAUGAUGUUACUGUUAAUGUUAGAAUUGGGUAUGUAUUUGACUUAAUUUUAAGUAAAAUUUAAUAUUUUGAACAUGCCAAUAAUAAGUUUAUUUAUAAAUAUGAAAAGAACUCACAGUGAAAGUGGAAUACAGUUAAUUGUCAAAUUAUCAAUUUUGCAUAAAUUGGAUAAUAAUAAUAACCCAUCAGUAUUAAUUAUUAUUAAUUAUAACAAUUUGACCAUUGAGGGAGACAUUUCAUUUUUAAAGUUCAUUUUUAAAUUAAAUUUUAAAUUUGCUUCACCACGUAGGAUUGGCGUCUUACAAAGCGUUAAAUACAUUUUUAAUCUUAGAUAUGUUAUCAGUGAUGUGUUCACUUUUAGCUGUAGUCAUUGCCGUCCCACCUUUUAAGUUUGUUUUUAAAACAUUCUAAGUUUAAAAUUUAAUCAUCUCAUUGUUGUAAGUAUAUUAUGUUAUAAUGAUAAUUGUAUAAUAUACAUAUAAAAUAAAACAUUGUCUUUAUUUUUUACUUCAUAUCAUUAUUCAGGUAAUUCUGUUCCUUAUAAUUACAGUGGUGCCUCUGAAAGGAAACAGCCCCGCCCAGUUCCACUUCAUUGCACCAUUCUCUAGACAAACGUGCUCAUGCUCAGUAAUAUUAUCUAUCUUUUCAAACAAUCUGUUGAUUUACAUCUGCAUUAUACAUAUAAUAAAUAUAUCUGCACUUAAUGGAAUACGUUAAAAUUGUAUACGUU
Molecule: messenger RNA, 1660 nt
Organism: Bombyx mandarina (wild silkworm)
Lineage: Eukaryota; Metazoa; Arthropoda; Insecta; Lepidoptera; Bombycidae
Molecular function (GO): carbohydrate binding
Source: RefSeq, a predicted model, not a curated record